AUGGCUUCUCGACCAGCACCGAAUCCAAUGCAGCGGUCAGCAGAUCCAUCCUCAUCCUCUUCUGAUCCUUCUGGCAGUGUCAUCCGCGCCGAUAAUGGGCAAAACGGAACAUCUGGCUCCACUAAGCGACCCCAUCGAACGUAUGCAAGAAGAUCGUGCUUGUCGUGUAGACAAAAGAAGACGAGGUGCGAGUUGCCGGAUAUUUACGUCGAGAGCAGCAAGGAUAAGCCAGUGCCGGCUGCCAAGAGGUGUCACCGAUGCAGCGUAUUGCAGAUCGAGUGUUUCGUGUGGGAUGGCGACCGCAAGCGUGUCCGGAAACUACCAAGCAAGAGCGACGGUGAGUCUUGAAGUAUGGCAGGCUGAUAAGCAGGUCAAGCUCAACGAGUGUGCUUGACGCCAUUCCUCACCAGCCAAACGCGGGAGCGUGCAGGCAGAUGACGGCCCAGAGGACGAUGAAGUUGCUUCGAUUGCGUCGGAUGGCGCCGCCGAAGAAGGGCAAAAAGAUAGUAGAGAAGGCGAAGCUAUUCAAAAUCUCAUGUGGCUGCCAGAACCGAUUGCUCCAGCUGCAGAGGGCAAACAGGGCGGAAACGGUCAUGCGACGAACGGCGCGGCUGCGCUUGCAGCAGACCCGUCCGACUCCGCUGCUGCGAAGGAGCAACGAGGAGCAGCCCAGGGCACCUCGGCCAGCACUGUAUCAGUGGCGAAGCGCCGACGACGCAAGCCGCACGAGCAGGUAGUGAUCAACAGCAGCUUCCAUCCAUAUCUUCUCUUUAGCGAAGUCUUGAACUCCUACCCAGGCUUUGGGCGCGACAUGGGCUCUGGCUUGGCUAGGCCUGCGGAUCGGAGAGUCAGGAUUCCUCUCGACCCUGCGGAUAUUGUCGACGAAGGGCUCAGUCAGCAAUUGGAGGAGCAGUGAGUGCGGAGGUCAGUCUAAGUUUGACACGUUAUCACGUACGCUGAGGCAUAAGCGGGCCGCCCCCUCAGCCUGAUGGGCCACCGACUCAUGUACCCUCAUAUACCUACGCUGUCUUUCGUGCGGGCGGCGCAUCUCGAAGAUCCCGUGCAAGCCACAGCGCUGCUCUUAGCUGCGCUAUACAUUCUUGCGCUGAGGGCUUCAGAUUCACCCUCCGCGCCUCGCUCGGAUCCCGAGGCGACAAAGCAGCGUCUGUGCGCUUUGGAAGCGUCGGUACACGCGCACGGCGUAGCUGUGCUUUUGAGCAGACCCUUUUGCCGGCAUGCGGUCCUCGCACUCGAGCUCAUCUCGCAGUAUAUGCCGUUUGUGCUACUGCCGGCCUCCAGCAUGAGUCCUGGCGCAUGCGCGCCUGAGGGUGGUAUUGGCCUUGCGACGCUCGGGGCGACUGCUCGACGCAUCGCCGAGUGUAUCGAGCUCGACAAGGCACCUCAACGCCUGCACAUGAUGUGUCGACGCAUUGAUCAACGACGGGAAACGCCAAAUCCACGCUUGUUGGCGCCGUUGCUGUGGGACGCUUGCCAAUGGUACUCGCUCGUUGCGGCUGAGAACGAGCGGGAUAUCGGCCACGAUCCAUGGUCUCCCACCGCUACAAGCGAGAUCGACGACGCGAUGACGGUUCUACUGGGUGGGGAUCCCGAUUUGGGGACGCCAAUACUGGCGACGAUGCCGUUCAACGUGCCGGACACAGUGCAAGUGCACGCCGACGGAUUGUCGCGACAAGCCUGUGCCUCGAAUGACGCAGAAGAGCUUGCAGCGGCUGCGGAGACGUUCAUCCUCAAAUUUCCAUUCAUACCGCCUCUGCUUGGCCGAUACUCUUUGGCUCUCAGAUACAAGUGGAUGAUCAUCCGUCGCGAUCGUUGUCGGAUCAUUAUGAAACCAAAACAAAGCCAGCAAUACCACUAUUCUUCCCUUGAGGAGCACGAGAAAGAAACAGAGAUCGCCAAGGACGAAGCUGCACUCGCGAAAGGUGAGAUUUGUCGGGCUCUUCACCUCCUAUAUCUACUGAUGCAUCGUCUGUUUCUGCUCCCCUCGGCUAGCGCGCUUGUUGACCUGGUUGCCUGGCAAUGUGAACACGAACGAGACACACAACACCCUUGCUUUUAUGAUCGAAAUGCUCAACUUCUACGUUGGAGUGCACGACUCGAAUUUGCACAACCUCAGCAUGUGGUUCGCCAUCUUUGCCGCAAAGGCAGAACUUGAGGCUGAGGACCCGUUCAUUGGGAAGGACAGAUCGUCUCAAGCCAAAGCAUGCGACGAGGCGACUGGUGGCGAAAAGGAAUCUCCAGACGGCGCCACUUCGACGAGCACGACGCCCUCCUCGGAUGCUCUCGCAGCUAGGCGUCUCAGUAACCGGCCAGUCUCCCAAAAGAAGGGCGAGGACAUAAUGAGUCUCAUCAUCGCCGGCAUUUGUAGUCAAGGCCCCAUCGGAGAGCUACUGCAUCGAUUUGGCUUUACCAAGAUUGACCGAUUCGAAGAAGCGUUGGGCUCCUUUGUGCAGCUCGCUUCGUCGACGUGUCGCUCGGCUCGUGCCAUGCCUCCGGUAUUUUUUGUGGCCAACGUCGUCUUCGUCUGCAAAUCCUACACAGAAGAUGCAGCUGCACGGCUCAAGGGGUGGGGCGGAAUGCACAAGCGAGCUACCACGCACUUUGUCCUCUUCUCUGAAGUCGCACGCAGACUCGAAUCCGUUUGGGCCGUCAAUUGCGGCCAGGCGAACACGGCUCGCGAGGCCAACUUGGGCGCAGCAGGGGCUCAUCUCGUGCGCGGUCUCGUUGGAAUCAUGGAGACUUGGAAGCGCAUCGCAGAGAGGCGUGGCGCACCGCCGACCGGCGAGUACAACCCGAGGUGGUCGACUCAAGCAGGAGUCUUUUCUCGGCCAGGCGAGGCGGCAACGGGCACAGAUAACAGUCCAAGCGUAAUGACGCGCUCCGACCUAUUCGAGCCAGGCGCAACAACCGAAUCACUGCUGGCUUUGUCAUCUCGGCCAACUACCGCCACUUUGUCUGCUCCGUCUUCCACUGCCCCGUCGUAUCCGAGUCGCGGUGAUCUGUUAGAAGGGCAGUCCACUGCUCUUCAGAACUGGGCGGCGCCGGUCUUGGGCCGGCCCGAGUCUCAGGGCGAGCUGCUACAGCCAAUUCAGGCCGUGGCUGCCGCUGAUACCUGGGCUGGCGCUUCCUCGGGCCUCUACACCGCACCGGAGAGAGGAGCCUUGCCGCCAGAUUCGAGCUUGGGCGCAGGACAUCACACCAAACACGGCACGGGAGGUCCUGCAGGCAUUGAGCUUCGUGCGGGCGACCUGAGCUUUGCAGACCUCUUCCCUGAGUAUGCGUCAGCUGCUACCACACCGUUCCCAAUCAGCCGAGCGGAGGAAACGAGCGGUCUGCCUCACGCGACUCAGAACCCCCAGGCCUGGAACGUGUCGACCAACUUUGCUGCGUCCGACAGCGCUUCAGGCGAUGCUUUCUGGCCAGCUUCUGCGAACACUGCCAGUGCUCACUUGGCUUCGCAGCAAAACAGCGGCAACGAUGCACUUGGCGCUAUCCUACAAUCACUCGAAGGACCUUCGGACGCUUUUGUGCCUUUUGUGCCUCUGGAGGGUUGGCUGGACCUUGCUGAUCUGGACACCAGUCCCUUUGGAAGUGGCAGCAACUCUUCGCGGCCCUCGGCCGAGAAGACUACCGCGCAGCAUCACCACAACGCAUCCGGCGCUGACGGCUGGGCCAGCUUGAUGGCUAGUUUGCGCUAG
Ceraceosorus bombacis is the source of this 3716-nucleotide messenger RNA. The record is from the annotation of a GenBank genome assembly. NCBI's taxonomy places the organism in Eukaryota, Fungi, Basidiomycota, Exobasidiomycetes, Ceraceosorales, Ceraceosoraceae.